Molecule: messenger RNA, 856 nt
Organism: Somion occarium
Lineage: Eukaryota; Fungi; Basidiomycota; Agaricomycetes; Polyporales; Cerrenaceae
Source: the annotation of a GenBank genome assembly
GCGUUCUCAUCCUCUCAGCAAUCCUCCUCCUACGCCUCUUACAUACAAUGGAUCCUAAGAAGUUCGGCCCUACUGUCGCCUGCUACGACGGCUCUGAGGCUUAUUGCCAGCUGCCAAUUUCUAAGGCUUACGUUGUCGUCAGUCAUGAGAUUCCUCAUGCGACGGGCGUUAUCAAUCAUUGGCACAUCUUCUUCAAUCUUGAGGGGCGCGAAAAUGAGUGUAUCUACUUUGAUCUUCUGAAGAAGGAUGCUCAAGGGAACCUUGCGCCCCAGCAGAACGCCGUGCUCUGCAUCAUGCAUCGGACAUACGACUUGACUAACGCACGCCACUACACAUUUCCGCUAGUAUUCGCGGAUGGGACAACCAUCGAGGAUGCUCUCAUAGCUCUUCAUGACAAAGGUGCCCUGCGCUACAGAUACCACAACUCAGGGGUUGGGUAUCAUUACUGGAUCCAGAGAGUUGUUGGUAUGUGGCAAGAUGGUGAACUUUUGGGAUCCGAUCGCACUGCAAUUCUAGAGUUACGGGACAUUCUUCACUACGUCUACCAGAGGGUUGGCAACCAGGUUGUCAGAACCCCCUCCAUUCCUGUCCAGGGAACCUUUUAUUAAUCAUUUCAACCUUGGUGAUUCAAGGCCUGGCAUGGAUCAUUUACAUUAUCUUGACCCACCACUGUCAACAGAUUCUCUCUUCUCAGCAUCGUCUUUCUUUCUUUUCUCACUCACGCUUCUCGCUCAACUGAGAAUAUGUUGUACAUUAUAUACAGGCUGUAGUAUCCGUUGAGUCGAACGAGGGGGGUUUUACCUACCUUGAAAUGUAUCUUCUAUCAUCCACACGAAUCUAGGCUAUAUCUGACCUC